Molecule: messenger RNA, 630 nt
Organism: Symbiodinium sp. CCMP2456
Lineage: Eukaryota; Dinophyceae; Suessiales; Symbiodiniaceae
Source: the annotation of a GenBank genome assembly
AUGCCUCUGCGGGACCGCUCGGCGCGGACGGAUGUGGCUGAGACCAUGUCGCGUACACAGGCAUUUGAAACCUGUGCAAAGCAUCACGCGCGAUACGUGGAGAUAGUCGUGCAGCUGCAACAGACGAAGGAUUGCAACUUCAACCAUUCGGGCGCCUUCUGCGCCCCGGUGUCCUGCGCCCUCCCCUACGAGAAGUGGAUCCUCUCUGCUGAGUACUUCGCACACCAGUUCCCAGGCUGCGCAAAGUUCGCGGCCCAGCCCUGCGUGUGGCAGAACUCAGCAAAGCUUGAGCGCUUGGCCCACAUUCGUGACGUUCCUCUCCUCUUCGACCACCUGGAGUUGCUUCCCCACGGCAUCGUCCAGCGCUCCCCUCCCGCCGACCCGCGCGGGGCUUCCACGGCCGCCCUCCUGGCAGCGCUGGAAGCUCUGGAGGAUGACGAUGCUCUGCUCCCAUGGUCCCUUCUUCGGCCCUUUGCUGACGCUGCGCAGCCGCCUGGGCGCGCUGGUCCGCUGCGGGUCUUUCGCUCUAUGCCAGCUCUCCGCCGUUUGCAAGGACUCAAGAUCAUCCUCUACGUGGCUGCCCCGCCUCUGUGGACCCUUUUGUGCCUCCAGGAAGCAUGGGACGGAGAG